Thelazia callipaeda (thelaziosis nematode) is the source of this 249-nucleotide messenger RNA. The record is from the annotation of a GenBank genome assembly. NCBI's taxonomy places the organism in Eukaryota, Metazoa, Nematoda, Chromadorea, Rhabditida, Thelaziidae.
AUGUGCGAGCCAACACUGACCGGGUCUUUUGGCCUGGCUCCAACGCCACCACCACUUAAUGAACAGGUAGUGAAGUGUCCGCUAUGUUUGGAACCUUACCGUGAGCCAAAGGUUCUUGCUUGUUUUCAUAGUUUCUGCAAAUCAUGUUUGGAACGUCAAAUAGAUGGAAAUUGUGCAGAAAAAAUAGUAUGUCCACAGUGUCGUGUGGAAACACAAUUAUCUAUACAACUUGGUAUAAAUAAUUGUUAA